Molecule: messenger RNA, 1341 nt
Organism: Lutzomyia longipalpis
Lineage: Eukaryota; Metazoa; Arthropoda; Insecta; Diptera; Psychodidae
Product: zinc finger protein 62 homolog
Exons: 2
Coding region: 99-1268 (389 amino acids)
Biological process (GO): regulation of transcription by RNA polymerase II
Cellular component (GO): nucleus
Molecular function (GO): zinc ion binding; DNA-binding transcription activator activity, RNA polymerase II-specific; RNA polymerase II cis-regulatory region sequence-specific DNA binding
Source: RefSeq, a predicted model, not a curated record
UCAUGUUUAUUUUGGUUUUUUAUAAUUUUUAUUACCAAAUAAAUCUUGUCUUGGAGACGCAUUCUCGUUAAUUAUUAUGAAAUAAUACACUAUCAGUUAUGUCCUUAAUAAAACAAGAAGUAAUGCGAUUAUGUAGAGUAUGUGAAUCAACAGAUUUCCUUGUUGAUAUUUGUUCAGAGGGUUCAGAGGAUAUUUUGAGAACAAAACUCCAUUCAAUUGCUAAUUUUCAGGACAAAUACAGCUUCCUGCUAAAAUAUAUUUGUUAUUCUUGCAUUCUAAAACUAGAGAAUGCUUACGAUUUCAUAAAACAAUGUGAAUUCACAUACAAAAAAUAUGUGGAUCAAAUAGAAUAUAAAACAUUAGAUGAAAAACAUUUUUGCAGUAAUUCCAACAUUACAGAUCUUCCUGAACACUACUGUGAAGAUAGAAUUGUUACCAAGAUGAAGAAAGACAUAAAUGAAGAACCUAUAAGUGGACUAGAAAUCAAUGAAGGUUAUUGUGAUGUUAUUCCACCAGAACUAUCAUACCAACAUCAGAAAAGAGUUAAGAACGUAAAUAUCAGUCGUUCUUAUGAAUGUGAUCUUUGUGCGAAGAAGUUUGGUACCAAGAAAAAACUGGAAUAUCACAUUGAAGGAUAUCAUUUGAAAUUAAAACGAUACACAUGUGAUAUAUGUGAUGCAAAAUUCCGAUAUCAAUCCACAAUGUACAAGCAUAAACAUAUUCAUACUCAAGAGACAUUUCCAUGUGAUAUUUGUGGAAAAAUUUUCAUUACCAAAGCCUACAUGCUGAAACACAAGACUGCUCAUCAGGAUAUGCGAAAAAAGAAGCAUAAUUUACACCUUUGCCACCUCUGUGGACAAGGAACGACGAGCUUGAAUCACUACAUUGAACAUUUGCGCCUCCAUUCAGGACUAAGACCAUUCAAAUGCGACAAAUGUGGCAAAGGUUUUGCUCAAAAGCAAGGAUUGAGACUCCAUUCUAAGACACACAGCGAUGCUAGGGAAUUUGCAUGUAAUACGUGUUCAAAGGCAUUCCGCAGGAGUUCUCAUCUCAAAAAUCAUCUUGUCACACAUUCAGGAGCUAAGAAUUUUGCUUGUAAGAUUUGUGAUAAAACUUACACUACAGCUGGUAGCUUGAGUAUUCAUAUGAGACUUCAUACAGGUGAAAAUCCAUAUCAAUGCCAAAAUUGCUCAACCAAGUUUCGCCUAAGGAAGACUUUACGAAGUCACAUGAAAAAGUGUACGGAUAAAAGUGAAAGUCCUAGUUAAUAAGACAAAAAUCGAAAUUGUUUUUAUUCUUUUAAAAUUAUAAUGUUGCAAUAAAAGAUAUUAACAUACUUUA